Messenger RNA from Gymnodraco acuticeps, 1246 nucleotides. RefSeq names its product zona pellucida sperm-binding protein 4-like. Gene Ontology annotation, cellular component: egg coat. The transcript has 10 exons. The coding region runs from base 62 to 1246 and encodes 394 amino acids. The record is from RefSeq and is a predicted model, not a curated record. Gene Ontology annotation, biological process: binding of sperm to zona pellucida; prevention of polyspermy. NCBI's taxonomy places the organism in Eukaryota, Metazoa, Chordata, Actinopteri, Perciformes, Bathydraconidae. Gene Ontology annotation, molecular function: acrosin binding; structural constituent of egg coat.
ACCCCAAGCAGCAGUUUCUAACACUAACAGUAAUCAUACAUCCAUUUGCCACGAUGGGUUCAUGUCUGUUUACCUGUCAAAGAUGCAAUUUCCUGAUCUCCGUUUCAAUAUUUAUGUUCAAGAUGAGCACAGCGGGUAUUACCAAGCCAUCUCUAUAGCAAAACAGUGCCACUACUUCCUUGGAGAGGCUGACACCUUCAUUGUCCUAACAGUCGCUCCAAAUGGAUGCUUUGUGAGAAGACAAAAGUAUGUCACAAGUCUGACUGUUGUCAUCACAGCACUAGACAGAGGAAGAGUUGACAUUGUCAAGUCAAUACCUCUGAUCUGUGAACGGAAAGUCAAAGAGGUGAGGAGAAAUGAUAAACCACUGGCGUCAAAAAAUAAAUUCUGCAACAAGGAUGGGUUCAACAUUACCAUUCAUCAAAAUGCCACAGUCCCACCUCUGAACCUGGAUGCUGUCUGGAUCCCUUCUGGUCAAAGUGACAACUGUAAACCUAAAUUAAAAUCCAAGGAAGCUGUCACAUUCAGCUUUCCAUUCACUGAUUGUGGCACUCAGUCCAAGAUAUCAGAAGGGAUUAUGACCUACUGGGUCAACAUUGAGAUGAAGCAACAUCUGCAUGAAGGCCCUAUUCUCCGUGAUACUCCUUCCCUCUUUGCACUGGCACAAAUCAGUCAGCUGGGUGUCGAGGUUAAGGGAGGAAAAUCGGUGUACCCGUCCACACUGAGGAAUGAGGGAAUAAUGAGGAUGGAAAUUAGGUUUGCCAAAGAUUCCAACUACAAGUAUUUCCAUUCCUCUCGAGACCCUCCUACAGUGACUGAGCUUGGCAAGCCUGUGUAUGUGGACGUUUUUGUUCUCAAACAUGAAGACAAGGACUUGGUACUCUUGCUUGAAGAUUGCUGGGCGACACCAACUAAAAACCCAUAUGACCCACAAAGAUGGAACCUGCUGGUUAAAGGAUGUCCUUUCAGUGGUGAUAGCCACCAAACUGGUGUGUUGCCAGUUGAUCCAAAGGUGCUCAAAUAUCCCUCUCUUCAUAAAUGGUUUGUGGUCAAGAUGUUCUCAUUUGUGAAGCCACCAGCAUUUGAAAACCUGGUAUAUUUCCACUGUGACAUAGAGAUAAGUAAGGGACCAGAUUACUUACAAUCCUGCAGUAACAAAAGCCGUAAAUUAAGACAAAUCGCAACAGGUCCAGAACAGAGCAUUCUUUACAGCGUAGUCUCUGGUGGACCUCUUAUUUAUCUGUAA